Molecule: messenger RNA, 936 nt
Organism: Leopardus geoffroyi (Geoffroy's cat)
Lineage: Eukaryota; Metazoa; Chordata; Mammalia; Carnivora; Felidae
Product: olfactory receptor 2AJ1-like
Biological process (GO): G protein-coupled receptor signaling pathway
Cellular component (GO): membrane
Molecular function (GO): olfactory receptor activity; G protein-coupled receptor activity
Source: RefSeq, a predicted model, not a curated record
AUGGGUGAAAGAAAUGAGUCUUCAAAUACAGAUUUCCUCUUGGGGCUCUUCCCUGGUAUAAAAUAUGUCAGUGUUCUUGUCUCUGCCAUCCUUUUGAUAUACAUUGUGGCUCUCACUACAAACUUCAUCCUUAUUCUCCUGAUCUGGAUGGAUUCUCACUUCCACACGCCUAUGUAUUUUCUGCUCAGCCAACUGGCUCUCAUGGACUUGACAUUAAUCUCUAGUAUUGUACCUGAAAUGGCAACCGACUUCUUUUCAGGAAAGAGAAACAUCUCACAGGUGGCCUGUGGAACUCAGAUCUUUUUCUUCCUGACUUUAGAAAUUGCUGAGUGUAUCCUCAUCACCCUCAUGUCCUUUGACCAGUAUGUGGCCAUUUGCAACCCUCUGAGAUACAUCCUGAUCAUGAGCCAGAAAGUAUGCCUGGAGAUGGCUACCAUAUCCUGGGCUGGGAGUGCCCUUACAUCACUAGCACACACAGCAUAUGCUAUGCAUUUCUCCAUCUGUGGUUCCAGAGAGAUUUCCCAUUUCCUUUGUGAGGUCAUGGCCAUCCUAAAAUUGGCCUGUGAGGACAUCUCUGCCUAUGAGAAAGCUGUAGUGAUGACAAGCAUUAUGGUUCUCCUCAUUCCCUUGUCCUUUAUCUUAUAUUCUUAUGCUCUCAUCUUCCUUUCUGUCCUCCACAUGAACUCACUGGAAGCCAGAAAUAAAGCUGUGGCCAGCUGUUCCUCCCACCUGACUGUAGUAUGCCUCUACUUUGGUCCAACCAUGCUGGCCUACAUGAGACCUAGUUCUUAUCACAGUUCCAAGCUGGACCAGGUUCUCUUUAUGCUUGGUGCCAUCCUCACCCCCAUGAUGAACCCCCUCAUAUAUAGUCUCAGAAACAAGGAGGUGGUAUGUGCUCUGAAAAUGGUGUUGGUGUGCUGCUUAACCUCAAAUUAG